Molecule: messenger RNA, 1704 nt
Organism: Serendipita indica DSM 11827
Lineage: Eukaryota; Fungi; Basidiomycota; Agaricomycetes; Sebacinales; Serendipitaceae
Source: the annotation of a GenBank genome assembly
AUGUCCGAUACAGAGGCGAAUACCCGCACUGCAACCCCCGUUGGCUUCCCAAAGGUCGACACGCUAGAGACUAAUCUCACUCGCGUCAAUUCGAAAGCAAACUCAAAGUCGGAUGGCGCCCACAUCGAGGAAAAGGUGGCCCAGGACGAAACCCAAUAUCUCACUGGAAGAAAGCUCGCACUCGCCCAUACUGGAUUCCUAUUAGCCGUCUUUUGUUUCGCUUUGGACCAGACAAUCGUGGCCACUGCCCUCCCAAAGCUCGCCUCGCAGUUUAAUGCCCUCGACCAACUCACAUGGGUCGUCUCUGCAUAUUUCCUCACUCAAGCCGGCCUCAUGCUUACCUUUGGCCAAAUCCUCGUCGUCGCACCCUCAAAAUGGGUCUACCUCACCUGCAUCUUCCUGUUCGAGAUUGGCUCACUCAUCUGCGGUGUCGCUCCCAGCAUGAAUGUCCUCAUCUUUGGUCGCGCAUUCCAGGGCGUCGGUGCCUCGGGCAUGUUCAUCUCCAUCCUCACCAUUCUCGCACAAAUCACAAAGCUUGAGACUAGACCCAUCCUCUUUGGCAGCUUUGGCGGUGUCUUUGCGCUCGCAUCCGUUGUCGGUCCACUACUUGGUGGUGCUUUCACCGACAAGGUCAGCUGGAGAUGGUGCUUCUACAUCAACCUCCCCUUUGGCGCCAUCUCCGUCGCGGCCGUCAUCUUCUUCCAGCCCUCCAACCCACCGCCAUCGAACCCACUCUACGAUGGAAAGACGACACUCCAAAAGUGGCUCUCACUCGACUGGGUUGGUGCCGUCAUCAGCGUCGCCAUGAUCACCGCUCUCCUCUUGCCCCUCCAAUGGGGAGGCGUGACCAAGGCCUGGAACGAUAGGAGCGUCAUUGCUCUCUUUGUCGUCUUUGGUGUCCUUCUCAUCGCGUUCAUCGCAUGGCAAUUCUACAUGGGCGAGCGUGCCAUGAUGCCCCUCCAGCUCUUCAAACGCCGCACUCAAGUCGGAGCCGGUAUCGCCAUGUUCUUCAUGAUGAUCAGCUUCCUCGCUGCGACAUACUACCUCCCCUUUUUCUACCAAGCAAAGGGUCGCACGGCAUCGCAGUCUGGUAUCGACAUUAUUCCCUUUAUGCUCAGCGCCGUCAUCGCUUCAUUCGGUAGUGGUGCCUUUGUCAAUGUGACAGGACACUACCUCUCGCCACUCAUCGCAGGACCUCUCUUCGCCGCCGUCGGUGCAGGUCUCCUCUUUACCAUUGACGAACACACCCGCAACCCAGUCCUCAUCGGCUACCAAAUCCUCUUUGGUUUCGGUCUCGGCUUGUCGUUCCAGUUACCCGUCAUGGCGAUUCAAGCAGAAUACGCAGAUACACCAAACCUCAUCCCACAAGCUUCUUCCCUCCUCACUUUCCUCCAACUUCUCGGAGGUGUCGUCGGUAUCGCGAUUGCCGGUACGAUUUUCAAUAACCAGCUCGUCAAGGAGCUCGCAAGGUUUGGUGGUACACUCGAACCGGAUGUUCUCCAGGCCGUCAAGCAAUCUGUCACCGUCAUCUUUACGCUCCCGGCUGAUAUCCAAACCGUCGUCGUCCAUUCGUACGUCAAGGCGCUCGACUAUACGUUUAUCCUCUCCGUCCCGACCUGCGCGUUGGCGAGCUUUGCUGCCGUCUUGGUCAAGAAUUGGAACAUUAAGCAGCGUGGAGCAGCUGGUGGUGCUGUUGCCGUAUAA